Messenger RNA from Babesia microti strain RI, 963 nucleotides. RefSeq names its product RPF1, ribosome production factor 1. Gene Ontology annotation, biological process: maturation of LSU-rRNA; maturation of 5.8S rRNA. Lineage: Eukaryota; Apicomplexa; Aconoidasida; Piroplasmida; Babesiidae. The transcript has 7 exons. Gene Ontology annotation, molecular function: rRNA primary transcript binding. The record is from RefSeq and is a predicted model, not a curated record. Gene Ontology annotation, cellular component: nucleolus; preribosome, large subunit precursor. Bases 1 to 963 code for a protein of 320 amino acids.
AUGGUUCGGAUUAAGCCCCAAAAUAAAUUAGCCCAUAUCUCGGAUGAAAAGUCCAAAGGCACCAACGCGGACCGGAAAAAAGACAUGCCGAUUAAGUUCCUAGGAAGGAAGGGCAGGCGGAUGGCUAAAAUAUUGGAGAGGAGGAGACAGGCUAAACGUGAACGCACCGAGCGUAGGAGAAGGAGGAAAAGGGCCAUUAAAGCGGGACUCGAACCAGAACCAAUUCAAACGCCUAAAACCAUAGAAUCAAUGAGGAGGGUUGAAACCUGGUCUGUGGAUACCGAAGGAGUGGCUUGUAUGAUUGAUGAAUUCCAAGAGUACUACAAUGGAAACGUCACACCCAAAAUUUUAAUAACUUCAAAUCGUCGUCCUAGCUAUAAGCUCAGGACUUUCAUUAAGGAAUUGCUUUUAAUAAUUCCCAACUCUAUAUACUUGGCGAGAAGCGAAUUUUUGCUUAAAAAUGUAGUAAAGCAUGCAUUGAAUGAGAGCUUCACGGCCAUCAUCAUGGUUAAUCAGGGUAGAGAUAAACUUCCCCAUUCAUUCCACAUCGCAACAUUGCCAGACGGACCCACAGUAUUCUACAGGUUAACUUCGUUAAAACUGGCUAGCGAGAUGGUGGGAGCGGCAUAUUCUUCGACUCAUUACCCGGAAAUUGUGUUAGAUAAUUUUACUACUGUUUUGGGACAGCGAUUGGGAAGACAAUUGGGGAGUCUCUUCCCACCAAACCCCGAUUUUGAAGGCCGCCGAGUCAUCACAUUUCGUAACCAGCGCGAUUUUAUCUUCUUCCGCCAUCACAGAUAUGUUUUCCGCAGCAUGGAAAAGUGUUCACUUGUAGAGAUUGGGCCUAGAUUUACCCUCAAGAUCAGAUCCGUGCAGGAGGGUGCAUUUGAUUUGGUGCAUGGGCUGUAUGAAUUCCUGUGGAAGCCUGAUUUGCAGGUGGAUCGUAAGAGAUUCUUUCUAUAA